GCUGAGUUGCAGGCGCGCGCCUAACGGUUUCGCGGGGCUCACGCGGUCUGAGAGGUCGGAGCGCUGAACUGCAGGCGCGCGCCUAACGGCUUCGCGGGGCUCUCUCGGUCUGAGAGGUCGGAGGCUGCGAGUGUCGCUGCUGAAGGCUGUGGUGGACCGGGCUGGAUCGCGGAUUCUGAGCUACAUCGCGGGUUUGGGGAGGGAUCUUGGAUUUGGGGGUGGAUCGCGGGUUGGUGGGGGGAUCGCGGAUUUGGGACUGGGUGGGGGUGGAAAGGCCACGAGGGGCCGCGGCGGCUCAGGAGCGGGUUGUGGGCGUCUGAGAAGUCGCCACCAUGAGGAAGCUCUUCAGCUUCGGGAGACGCCUGGACCAGGCGCUCCUGAGCUCCAGGGACAAAGAGUACGCGGGUCGCGGGUACCACACCCUGGACUGGGAACUGCGGAAGAUCCACAGGGCGGCCAUCAAGGGCGACGCCGCGGAGGUGGAGCGCUGCCUGAAGCGCAGAUUCUGGGACGUGGACGCCCGCGACAGAAAGGACAGGACUGUUCUACAUUUUGCAUGUGUCCAUGGCCAUAUAGAAGUGGUUACUCUCUUGCUGAGGAGAAGAUGCCAGAUCGACAUCUAUGACAGACUUAACAGGACACCUUUAAUGAAGGCUGUACAUUGCCAGGAAGAGGCUUGUGCCAUUAUUCUCCUGGAACGUGGCGCCAAUCCAAACAUUAAGGAUAUCUACGGCAACACUGCUCUCCAUUAUGCUGUGUAUAAUAAGGGGACUUCACUGGCAGAGAAACUGCUUUCCCACCAUGCAAAUAUUGAAGCACUAAAUGAGGAAGGAAACACUCCACUUUUGUUUGCUAUAAAUUCUAGGAGACAGCAAAUGGUGGAAUUUUUAUUGAAGAACCAGGCAAAUAUACAUGCUGUUGACAAUUACAGAAGAACAGCCCUCAUGCUUGCUGUGCAGCAUAACUCGUCAAGUAUCGUCAGCCUCCUCCUUCAACAAAAUGUAAAUAUCUUUUCUCAAGACAUGUUUGGCCAAACUGCCGAGGAUUAUGCUGUUUGUUGUGAUUUGAGGAGCAUUCAACAACAAAUUUUGGAACAUAAAAAUAAGAUGCUUAAAAAUCAUCUUCGAAAUGACAAUCAAGAAACAGCAGCUGUGAAGCCUGCAAAUUUGAAAAAAAGGAAAGAAGGUGCAAAAGAACACAACUUAAAAGUCAUUUCAGAGGAAAAGCAAGAAAGACUUGAAAGAAGUGAAAAUAAACAGCCACAGGAUUCUCAAAGUUAUCAAAAAAGCUAUCUAAAGCAAGCACAGCAUCAAAUAAAGGAAAUGAAGCAGAUGCAUCCAAGUGAGGAAGCUAAAGAGAGUCAUUCCAUUGGAAAGCAGAACUCUUUAGAGGAGAGAAUACGUCAACAAGAACUUGAAAAUCUCUUGCUUGAACAACAACUAAAGGAUGCUUAUAAGGAAGGCAAUAAUGAAGAGGCAGUCAUUAAUAUCCAAGAAGACUGUCUUGAUAAUGGAAAGGAAGAUCUUCUUCUAGAAGAAAAAAAUAAGGAAUUAAUGAAUGAAUAUAAUUAUUUGAAAGAAAAACUGUUUCAGUAUGAGAAAGAAGCAGCAGAAGAAGUGAUUGUGAGACAACUUCAAGAAGAACUGGCCAAUCACCUUAAAAAAUUUCCUAUGUCAGAUUCUCCACUGGAAGGUACAUCACAUUGUCACAUUAAUUUGGAUGAGACACGGGCUUCAAAGAAGAAAUUAUUUCAAGUAGGAAGUCAACCUGAAGGAAAACGUGAAGAAUUCGGGAAACUUUUUGAGUUAAUAUCACUGGAGUAUAAUGUGGAUCAAAUAAGAAAGAAAAAUCAUGAAUUAGAAGAAGAGACAACCGGAUAUAAGAAAUGCCUAGAAAUGACAAUAAAUAUGUUAAAUGUAUUUGGAAAUGAAGACUUCAGUUGCCAUGGAGACUUAAAUACAGAUCAACUGAAAAUGGAUAUUCUGUUUAAGAAGCUAAAACAGAAGUUCGAUGAUCUUAUGGCCGAGAAGGAAGCUGUAUCUUCAAAAUGUGUCAAUUUGGCUAAAGACAAUCAAGUUCUUCAACAAGAGUUUUUAUCUAUGAGAAAAAUACAAGAGAAAUGUGAAAAACUUGAGGAGGAUAAAAAGAUGUUGGAAGAAGAAGUAUUAACUCUUAAGACACAUAUGGAAAACAAUAUGGUAGAACUUGGUAAAGCACAAGAAUAUAAAUCAGAGCUAGAUGAAAAGACAAUGCAGAUAAUAGAAAAAUUAGAAGAAAUCCAUUUACAGGAACAAGCACAGUAUGAAAAACAAUUAGAGCAGUUAAACAAGGAUAAUACGGCUUCACUAAAUAUGAAGGAACUCACACUUAAAGAUGUGGAAUGUAAAUUCUCCGAAAUGAAAACUGCUUAUGAAGAGGUUACAACCGAAUUAGAAGAAUAUAAGGAAGCCUUUGCAGCAACAUUGAAAGCUAACAAUUCCAUGUCAAAAAAAAUAAUGAAAUCGAAUAAGAAAAUAGCAAUGAUCAACACCAAGCUCCUUAUGGAGAAAGAGCGGAUGAAAUAUUUUCUCAGCACUCUUCCUACGAGGCCACACCCAGAGUUACCUUGUGCUGAAAAUCUUAAUAGUACAGGACUCAACAGAAAAUAUAUUCCCAAAACGCCCAUAAGAAUUCCUACUUCAAACCCACAGACUUCAAAUAACUGCAAGAACUCCUUGACUGAGAUGGAGCCGGACUGUGUAGAACAAAUAAUUAGAGAAACAAAGAAAACUUUUGAUGUGUUGGGCACUUGCUCCGGUCUACUUUCUUCUCUAGAAUCCACUGCCCUAGAAUGAGUAAUUUUUCUUAGAAGCAGAGUUGGAGCCACCGAGGAAGCACAGGCUCCAGUUGUGGUGGGUUGUGUCACCCCACGAUGUCACUGUUGCUGAGCCCCCAUUGCCUCUGUGUUGUGGAGCAGUUAGAGACACACAGCAGUAUCCGUGAGUGGCUCUGUGUGAAGGACUCUUUUCUAGGUGAAAGGCACAUCUCAGCACAGCUGACUGAUCAGACUCAGCAAUUCCAUUCUGCAUCUCCUCUGGCCCCCCCCAAGGACCACCAGGACAACCCCAUCAGUGCCCUAUCACCAGGCCCAGUCUGGCUCCAUGAUAGCCAAGAAGCAGAUCUAGAGACAACUGCCCUGCAUGGUGGCUGCAUCUGACUCCCCUUGAUGGGUAGUGAUGAGCACAACAUGGAAGCCUCCAGGGCAGCAUGCGGACAGCUGCCCUGCAGCCCCAGAUGGCACCUGGGCCUUGGGAAGUCGUUCUCAAAGGGGAAGCUCGUCACUUUGAUAUCCCUGGAGGGAAAGGUGAACGUGGCAUCCCGACAACCCUGGCAGCCAGCAGCAUGCCAUACAUCUUCUCACCCAACCUGUGGGACAGAGGCCCCCUCCUGGGGAAUAAGAUCCAUACCUAAAGGGUCCUGGCCCAGUCGGGCCUCAUCUUGCGCCCUGGGAGGUGAAGGGCACCAUGGGCCCCCAGCAGCAACCAGGAUUACCACCCAGGGGACUCAGCCUUCUAUGGCCCUGGCCAGACUUAGAAUUUGGCCCAAGACAGGACAAGCUUACUCAGAGCAGCCUGUCAGUACCCAGGGCCUGUGCAUGCCAGGCAAGGCCAAGCUGGCUCAAAGAGAAACCAGCCACCUUUGCAAGGGUAUGCCUGGAGAAGGUGGACCAGCCACCAACCUCACCCCCUUAAGGAAGCAGGAGUGGCCAGGUUCCCACAGCCUGAGUAGCUGCCACCUGAUGGCUGAUGGAGCGGAGGCCUGAGGAAAAGCAGAUGGCACUGGGGCCCUACCUCCAGGGAGGAAUAACUGAUUUACCCUGACUGGCAGCGAGUGAGGUUGGUGGCUGAUCUACCUGCUCCUGGCACACCCUUGCAGAGGUGGCUGGUUGCUCUUUGAGCCAGCUUGGCCUUGCCUGGCAUGCACAGGCCUCAGUGCAACAACUAUGCUACAAAUGGAGCCACAUAGAGAAAAUGAGCAGCAGGCUCAGGAGCAGGGUGUGCGCUGCCUUUGGGGCUCUGGUCCAUGCAUCAGGGCUCCUACAGCACUGUGGGCUUCUUUGGUGCCAAGAGGCAGACCACAAACCAUCUUGAGGAGGACUCUAUGCUCAAGUACAGAAAGGGCCCAGUCUGGUGGGUGAACCACACGGCCAGCUUCUGGGUGCGGGCACAGUGCCACAUCUUCCAUCACUUCCUGAUGUGCCCCACCAGUGCUGAAGAGACAGCCUGGAGACAGGGCAAGAGGAAGGCUGAGAAGGAUGAGAUGGUGAAUUCCAGCUUCUUCCUGAUGCUGAGCCCACCUCCAAGGUGGGCUCAACCUUUAGAAGUGAGAGAGCAAGAUUGAUGGCUUUGAGUGCUUUACCAGGAAGAUGGACAACAGGGCACUCAGCUCAACUUCACAGCCAAUGAGUUGACAUGCAAGCAGGUGAUGGUGAUGGGCUUUAAGAAAGAGAAUCAGAAGGUGGCCAGUUCUUCAGCCUCAGCCAGGUCUUGGAGCUGGAGCAGGCCAUCACUUCACCAGAGAUGCCUUCAACACUGAUUGGCUCUUUGCCAAUCAGCCCAGGCAGGACCUGGACCCAGUCAUGGACCUGUUAGUGCUGUCUCAGGGACACCAGACCAAAAUCCUGGACAUCAUCCAUAUACACAAGGAAGCUCUUACCAAAGUCAUGCAGAGCAGGCAACAUGUGGCAGAAGGGAAGACAGAGGUGCAGAGGCUGAUGACGCCAGAAUCACAGGAACAGGAUUUUUGUGGCCACUUUGGCUGAAAUUCACUGCUUCCAUCCAAUUCAAAUGAGAGACAUGGACUCGCAGAUGCAGUAUUUCUUGCAACAAGAGAUACUAGUUUUUCAAAAAGUCACCCAGGAAUUGAUAGUGUUGAAUGACUAGAUACUCCUUUGUGGACUGUUUCCAGUUCAAGGAUAGUUUCUACAGCAGAAUAAUAACACUAGCAAAGAGCUAGUGCCAGCUAUUGGUGGUAGGACAAGGAUGGUUUUGUUCUCAACUGAAACUCAGCUGAAUACAGAAUUGUGUAGGAAAGAGUUAAUAUGGUGAUAGAAUAGAAAGAGCAGCAAACAUGAACUAAAUCAGGCUAUGAAUGCCUACACUACCAUUGUAAUUUUUGGAAGAAUGAUACCACUUAUUUUAUUGCUUUUGAAGUGUGAAUAUUUUAGUUUAUAUGCUGUAGACCUCAAACCCUGUGAAGAGUCUCAAAGAAGCUGGCUGGAUAAAGCCUGCUGUGGAUGUCUUUAUAUUCAAAGAUUGAUGAUGCAAUUCAAGUAUGUGUCCCCACCAAAUCUCUUGUUGAAUUAUAUUUCCUAAUGUGGAAGGUGGAUCCUGGUCUAAGGUGAUUGAAUCCUGAAGGCAAAGUUCUCAUGAAUGGUUUAGCAGCAUCCCGUUGCUACUGUCCUCACAAUUAUGAGUGACUUCUCAUGAGACCUGUUCAUUGAAAACUCUGUGUCAUGUUCCUACUCUGUGUGUUUUCCUCUUGCCGUGUGAGACAACUCACUCUUUUCCUUGCACGAAGAUUGAAAGGUUUCUGAGGUUUCCCAGAAGCAGAAGCCACCGUGCUUCCUGUCCACCCUGCAGAACCAUGAGCUAAUUAAACCUCUUUUUCAAAAUAAAUCAUACAGAAAAUGGCAAAUGAGGACUGGAGCAUUGCUAUAAAGAUACCUAAAAAUGUGGAAGCAGUUUUGGAACUAGGCAAUGGACAGAGGUUGGAAGAGUUUGGAGGCUCAGAAGAAGACAGAUAGAUGAGAAAAUGUUUGGACCAUCUUAGAGACUGGUUAAAUGGUUGUGACAAAAAUCCUGACAGAAAUAUGGACAGUGAAGGCCAGGCUGAGGAGGCCUCAGAUAGAAAUAAGAAGCUUUCUGGAAAAUGUCUUCCUUUUGGAUAUGGAAAGCUUACACAAUGCCUGUACCGUCAUUGUACCUUAGAAGCAGUGAACUUGCUUUUUAUUUCAGAGGCUCAUAGGGAAAAGAGGCUGUAGCCUUGACUCAGAUGAGACUUUG
This is a messenger RNA of Macaca mulatta (Rhesus monkey), 6044 nucleotides long. Lineage: Eukaryota; Metazoa; Chordata; Mammalia; Primates; Cercopithecidae. The record is from RefSeq and is a predicted model, not a curated record.